GCCUCCCGAGCCGGGGCGAACCAAUUCCUCGGCUCCUGCCCCCAACUGCAGUAUGGAGUCGCCCCGGGGGCGGCCUGGGCCCGAAGCAGGCCUUUUAGCUCUGGGGAAACAGCAAGCCGCGAUCAUCGGCGGCGGCCCGGACCGAACGGCCUCUGAGCCGCCCUCAGGCCUCCGGUUGUCCGAGGAGGAAGAGGCCGAGAACGUUGGGGGCGCGAGCCGCAUCCCCAGGGCGUCCCCGAAGACUUCGAGCUGCAGCUUCGUCCACCCUCCGGAAUGGGAGGCUCCGGAGGAAGAGCCGGGCCGCGGAGGGACGCCUUCUGGAGCAGGGAGCAACCGGGGGGCGCCGGGUCCCGAAAACGACCCGCAUGCAUCCUCCCGGCGCAAGGAGCCCGAGGACAGGCCUGCAUCCGAGGGCGUCUGCCGUCGAGGAAGCCCUGGAGGCGGCGGGUUGGAUGUUGAGCAGGAGAAGGAAGAUGACGAUGAGGCGGCGGCAGCCAGCAGGGCUGGCCGUUCCUUCUCCAGCCGCCUUCAGGACAGCCGCAGCCUGGACGGGUUGAGCGGGGCGUGCGGCGGCGCCGGGUCCUCAGGGGGUGCAGAGUCUGGCGCGGGUGGCGGGCGGCGCGCCACUAUCUCCAGCCCGCUGGAGCUCGAGGGCACGGUGAGCCGCCAUGGCGACCUCACCCACUUUGUCGCCAACAACCUGCAACUCAAGAUCCGCCUGAGCUGCGCCCCUCAACCCCCGCCCCCUGCCCCUGCGCGGCCCUCUUCGGCGCCCCCACUCACUCCGGCCAUUCCUCCCAUCGACCCCGACGUGCUCCGGGACCUGGAGAGGCUGAGUCGGGAGCUGGGCGGCAGGGUAGACCGUCUGCUUCGCGGGCUGGGUGGUGCGGUGCAGGAGCUGACAGCGCUGAGCGUGGGCUGCAUCCAGACCUACCGUGAUGCCGUGGACUCCCUAGGCGAAGCUGUGGACAUGAGCAUCAAGGGCAUGUACACCCUGCUGGCGCGCUGUGAGGAGCUGGAGAGGGCUCUGCAGCCAGUUCAGGGACUGGCGCGCCAAGUCCGGGAUAUCCGACGCACCCUGGAGGUGUUGGAGGCCCUGUGCAAGUGACCGGGAGGGCAGGAGAGGCCUGGCAACGCCAGGGUCCAGCAGGAUCCUAAGGACUCUUCAGGGAGCCCUGGUGGGACUUGCCCGCCGAGGGGAGGCCUGUAUAUUGGAGGCUCUUCCAGAUACAUUUAGCAGGCCCGCGACCACUAGCUGGGCCUUAUGCAGGUGUACACGGGGAAGUUCUAAAGCUUCUCCUGGUGGGUGGGGAUGAUGCUCUGCUUCUAUUCAGUUGGCCAUCUGCAGCUACCUUGUUCUCCCAACUCUCUUCCCUAGUUAGAGCACCAUCUCUGGGAAGCCAGGGCUUUAGGUCUGGGCUUGAGAGACAUGACUGCCAUAUGUUCUCAAGAAAGGAGAACAGUGGAGGCUCCAGCCCCACUGUGGCCACCCUGACCUCCAGUGGUCACAUCUCAGGUGCCAGGGGCUGUGGGAGCUUGAGGGAUCCUUGGCCACACACCAUGCAGACAAGGAUGCACACUUGCAGAUGGAUAACCCACUGCUUCUGCCCUCUGGCCCCCUGCCCUCCCACUUCCCCAGCCAUAACCUGGGUGGAGCUAGAAGGAAUGUACUGCAUGGUAGAGGGGGUGAGUUGGGAGGGGUCUCACUGCUCUCAGGGUUCAGAUAGAAUUGUUGCUGGGUUUGAAGCCCACCUGUUGUGGAGUGUUCUAAUCAGUUUUGGCUUUCUGAGUUUUUGUGGAAUUAAAGUGCUGCUGCUGCUAAG
Molecule: messenger RNA, 1823 nt
Organism: Balaenoptera acutorostrata (minke whale)
Lineage: Eukaryota; Metazoa; Chordata; Mammalia; Artiodactyla; Balaenopteridae
Gene: BORCS6
Product: BLOC-1 related complex subunit 6
Exons: 1
Coding region: 53-1108 (351 amino acids)
Biological process (GO): lysosome localization
Cellular component (GO): BORC complex
Source: RefSeq, a predicted model, not a curated record